This is a messenger RNA of Orcinus orca (killer whale), 2119 nucleotides long. RefSeq names its product chromosome 13 C2orf81 homolog (gene C13H2orf81). Lineage: Eukaryota; Metazoa; Chordata; Mammalia; Artiodactyla; Delphinidae. The record is from RefSeq and is a predicted model, not a curated record.
GGCGGGGCGAGCCCGCCAGCGGCGUGGUUGCCGAGGCGACCGAUAGGCGGCAGCAGCAGCGGCGGCGGGACAGGAAAGCAGCUGGAUGCCCGGGGCUGGAGCUACAGCUGCGGCGAUGACGCACGAAGGCCCGAGGCAGGUCCGAGACCGCGGGGUGACCCGAUCCAAGGCGGAAAAGGCGCGGCCGCCUACGGCUCCGGUGGUGCCGCAGGUGGACAUAGUGCCUGGGCGGCUCACUGAGGCUGAGUGGAUGGCGCUCACGGCUCUCGAAGAGGGCGAGGAAGUGGUGGGGGACAUCUUGGCUGAUCUGCUGGCCCGAGUCAUGGACUCUGCCUUUCAAGUCUACCUGACUCAACAGUGCAUUCCAUUCACCAUCAGCCAGGCCCGGGAAGCCAUGCUGCAGAUCACCGAGUGGCGCUUCCUGGCCAGGGACGAGGGAGAAUCUGCAGUGGCAGAGGACCCCACAUGGGGCGAGGACGAGGAACCCUUGUCUUGCACGACGGAUGCCUGGGCUCAGGGAUCCGUGCCCGUGCUACACGCGCUGACCUCGGUGGGGCUGGAGGAGACCUUCCAAGGCGAAGUAAGCUCAGCCCCCAGCUACCUACCAGCUGUCACCGCUGCCCCCGCCGCGUCUUCGAUCUCCUCAGGGCCUCACUGGACUGCUCCAACCUCCUCUCUACCCUUUCUGACGUCUCACCUCACCCCUCACCUCCACCCUGGUGCAUUUCCCCAGGACCAAGAGAACGUGGACCAGAUCCCUUUAGGAAGAUCGUGGAUGGAUACAGGCUCUCAGGAGCGGAUGGAAUCUUGGGAGCGUCCUCCUGAACUGAGAGUCACCCCGGGCCCCCUACCCACCCCGGUCCUGUUUCAGGAGACAGGGCCCAGGGGUCCUUUAGAGAAACUGGACGACCAGGCGAGGGGCCACCUGUUUGCAGUCGGAUCCUUGAACGCGAGCAGCCAACCGUCGAAAGAGAUGGCGCCCGCCGGCAGUCCCCACCGUUCUCUGGAGCUGUCCUUGGUAGCCAGCCCUCAGGCCUCUGUCGAGAGGGCACAGCCCCUCAGCUCUCAGUUCUCGCUCGAGGACCUCUACUAUUCCCAGCCGCAGCCGUACGCGGUUGGAGACCGGCCGGAGCUCAAGGAGGAGAAGGUGCCCCGCAUCCCCUCGGUCGUGUCGGUGUCCGGCCCCUCUGCGGGCGGUCCCACCACGCUCAGCGCCUCCGGGGGGUUCCAGCCGCAGCAGCCCGGGCGCGCCGAUGCGCGGCCCAGCGCGCUGCACUACAGAAUGGGCCGCAAGGCGGCGAUGGCGCGCCUGGACCCAGCGCGGCUGUCGAGCCACUGGGUGCGCCCGCUGGCGGAGGUUCUGGUCCCAGACUCCGAGACGUCCCCCCUGGAAGCCUACCGCGGGCACCAGCGGGGCGAGAAGAUCGAGGCCCCAGCCGGACCGCAAGCCUCCGCCCCCAGCGUCCGCGUCUCCCCGUCAGUGUUCUUCCCUAUCGCACCUGGCGUUCCUUUCCGAGCCUUGGGCCCCGGCCCCAGCCUCCAAUUCCCUACUUUAAGUUUAGGCCUACCGUCGCCAGGUUUUGGUUCAAAGCUGCCCUUCGCUAGUUCCGGGCUCCGUUUUCUUGCCACACACCCGGCGCGCCCCGACGUGGCACGCAGCCCCAGCCCCAGACUAUGGCCGGGUGCCAAGUGGCCCAGCGGCUGGGAGGGGGAGGGCGAGUUGCUGGGAGAGCUGUGGGCUGGCCGCACCCGCGUACCUCUGCAGGGCCUGGACCCUGGGGACGGGGAGAGACAGGAUCCUCACAAGUGGCUUCAUCCCGUGCCCCGAGUUCUCGAGGCCAAGUGCCAGGUGAUGCGGAAGCCCGUGUUGCUGCCGGAAGCACUGGAGCUGGCUCCUGGUGUGAGCAUGUGGAACCCAGCCACCCAGGUGCUGCUCAGCUCUGCUGAACCUCAAAAGGAGGACAAAGAAGGUGGCACCUCUCCUCCACCCACAUAGGUGCCCCAAAGCCCCAGGUGACCGUGGCACAGUUAAUGAAGAGCUCAACCCCCAAAAUGUGGUCACUCCCCUCCAAGCGCCUGCCCCAUUCUGAGCCCUGAACCUCAGGCAGUGUGAAACCUA